AUGGCAACAUUAGAGAUACUUCUAGUACUCCUUGAUAUUGCUAUCGCGCUUUACAUUUUCGAGGAUACCAAAAGUUACUUUGCAUCAAACUAUUGUGAAAAAAAAAGUUAUCGAUUUUGUUUUGUUAACCCGGCGUUUUAUAUUAAAAUCACAAUGUCUGGUGAGCCCGAGGUAACCCGUACACCUGAGGAAGAAGGAGACGAAGAGGAAAUCAAGUCUUCAUACAGACCACCACCAGAGAAGACCAUCGAUGAGAUUCUUGCUGCCGAUCAAGAAGAUGAGUCGCUACGGAAGUACAAAGAAGCCCUUCUCGGAGAAGCUCAAGCUGGGGCUGUUAUUGUUGAUCCAAACGACGAACGCAAGGUGAUUGUCAAGAAGUUGGCGCUGUGCGUCGCUGGACGUGAUGACGUUGAGCUGGACCUCAGCGGGGACUUGACUGACCUUAAAAAACAGGUGUUCGUGAUCAAAGAGGGCGUGCAGUACAAGAUAAGGAUAGACUUCAUCGUGCAGCGCGAGAUCGUGCACGGCCUAAAAUACGUGCAGAAGACCUAUCGGCUCGGAGUACCAGUUGACAAAAUGACCCAUAUGGUUGGCUCCUACCCUCCGAAGACCGAGAUCCAGUCGUACACCACACCGCCAGAAGACGCGCCCUCAGGCUUGGUUGCCCGAGGUUCUUACUCUGUCAACAGCCUCUUCACCGACGACGACAAGAAUGUUCACCUGCAAUGGGAGUGGUGCUUCGACAUCAAAAAAGACUGGAAGGAUUAA
Arctia plantaginis is the source of this 768-nucleotide messenger RNA. Lineage: Eukaryota; Metazoa; Arthropoda; Insecta; Lepidoptera; Erebidae. The record is from the annotation of a GenBank genome assembly.